AUGAGUAUAACCAACGCGGACAUCAAAGCUUCUGGAGAGAUCGCUGUUGGCCCUCUUUUAUCCAGAGCGCGCGGCAACUCCUCGACUAGUAGCAGUCUGGAGAAGGACGCGUUUAAGGGACACCAAACACUCGACCAUUCUCCCGGUACAGGCCAUGGCAUUGACCCGUCGAAGCACAAUGCAACGUUUGAAACAUUCGGUAAUGAAACGUUCUACACGCCGAUUGAGGACUAUGAAGGGAAACAUCGUUACGACCCAACUUUCGAAUGGGAGCCCAAGGAGGAGAAAAAACUGGUGCGCAAGCUGGAUCUCCGCAUCUGCUCCUGGGUUUGCCUGAUGUUCUUUGCACUUCAACUCGAUCGUGGCAAUAUAUCCCAAGCCCUUUCCGAUGACAUGCUCAACGAUCUCAAGAUGAACACAGACGAUUACAACACGGGGCAAACAAUCUUCUACAUUUGCUUUCUCUGCGCCGAACUGCCAUCCCAAUUGAUCUCCAAAAAGCUCGGUCCUGACCGCUGGAUCCCGGUCCAGAUGGUCUCUUGGUCGAUCGUUGCAAGCAUGCAAGCCUUCCUCAGCGGACGCUCCUCGUUCUUCGCUUGUCGAGCAUUGCUGGGUUUGUUGGAAGGCGGUUUCAUCCCCGACAACAUCCUCUACCUGAGCUACUUCUACACAAGCCUCGAACUGCCCAUCCGCCUCAGCUUCUUCUGGGUCUCCUACCAGUUCACCAGCAUCGUCUCCGCCUUCCUCGCCUUCGGCAUCCUCCACCUGCGCGGCCACCACGGCCUCGCGGGCUGGCGCUGGCUCUUCGCCCUAGAGGGUCUCCUCACCGGCUGCAUUGGUUUUAUUUCCUUCUUAUACCUGCCCCCGUCGCCGACCCAGACCAAGAGCUGGUUCCGGGGGAAAGAAGGCUGGUUCGACGAGCGCGAGGAACUCAUCAUGGUCAACCGCAUCAUUCGCGACGAUCCCAGCAAAGGCGACAUGCACAACCGUCAAGCGCUGUCGCCCAAGGCACUUUGGUACAGUUUGACCGACUACGACAUGUGGCCCAUCUACCUCCUCGGCCUCUCCUGGCUGAUACCGAAUUACCCCAUGACGCAGUACCUGACCCUUCAGCUCAAGGCCGCCGGCUUCGGCACCUUCGAAACCAACCUGCUCACCAUACCCGCUUACGUGCUCUUCAUCGUGCAGCUGCUCUGGUGGACCUGGGUGUCCGAGAAGACGGAUCAGCGCUUCCUGACCGGUCUCGUCAGCCAGAUCUGGGCGCUGCCGGUCCUGAUCGCCUUGGAGACCAUCUCCGGGCACACGGGGCCGUGGGUGAAAUGGGCGCUGAGCACGCUGCUUGUGGGCGCGCCCUAUGUGCACGCCAUCAUCGUCGCGAUCACGAGUCGGAAUGCGGGAUCCGUGAGGACGAGGACCGUGGCGUCGGCGCUGUAUAACAUGUGUGUGCAGGCUAGCAGUGUGAUUGGGUCGAAUAUCUAUCGUAACAACGACAAGCCUCUUUACCGCACAGGGAAUAAAGUCUUGAUUGCAAUCUGUGUCUACAACAUGGUUCUUUUCAUCGGCGCAAAAGUCUUCUAUGUGGCCAAGAACCGCUCGCGCCGGCAAAAGUGGGAUGCGAUGACGGCUUGGGAGAAGCAAAGGUAUCUUGAAACGACGACCGAUAAGGGGAAUAAACGGCUUGACUUCCGAUUUGCCCAUUGA
Messenger RNA from Letharia columbiana, 1701 nucleotides. RefSeq lists its product as uncharacterized. Bases 1 to 1701 code for a protein of 566 amino acids. Lineage: Eukaryota; Fungi; Ascomycota; Lecanoromycetes; Lecanorales; Parmeliaceae. Gene Ontology annotation, molecular function: sulfate transmembrane transporter activity. Gene Ontology annotation, cellular component: membrane. The transcript is spliced from 6 exons. Gene Ontology annotation, biological process: transmembrane transport. The record is from RefSeq and is a predicted model, not a curated record.